AUGGAGGCACUGUUCCAGGGUUCUUAUCUCUUAACCAAACCUCCCAAAACCGCUUCCAUGGCAAAUUCUCUUACAUUCAACUUCAUAUCUCAUCCCACCAGUUACUUUUCUUCAGCGAAGUUUUCUGUUCAGAAUAAACCUAGAUCAUUAUCACUGCUUGUUACCAAUGCUUCUAAGAAAGAUAAGAAAAAAGAUAGCCAUAGCUUUGUACCCAAACCAGAUGAAAUCACUGGGUUCUUCCCUGAAUCUGUUCUUCUCAAAAAGAAGGAAGUUGAGGAAAAUGGUAAACUUCUACCGCAGUUUGAAGAUGAGGAUGAAAGAAAACUAUACGAAUCGCUGGCACUUGAAGUGGAAACUGAUAUGGGUGCUGAAUUAUCGCGCCACUACGAGAUUGUUUACUUAAUUCACGAGCAGCACGAAGAUGAGGUUGCAUCUGUCAAUGAGAAAGUCCAAGAAUUUUUGAGGGAGAAGAAAGGAACAGUGUGGAGAUUUAGCGAUUGGGGUAUGAGAAGGUUGUCCUACCGAAUACAGAAAGCUUAUAAUGCACAUUACAUUUUGAUGAACUUCGAGUUGGAUGUGAAAUAUAUCAACGACUUCAAGACUUUGUUGGACAAAGAUGAAAGAGUCAUUCGACAUUUGGUCAUAAAGAGGGACGAAGCAAUCACUGAAGAUUGCCCUCCCCCUCCCGAGUAUAGCAAUUUUGAUGAUGAAGACGAAGAAGAUGAUGAAGAAUUUGACGAUGAAUGGGAUGACGAAGAGGAAGAGGAAGAGGAAGAGGAAGAGGAAGAUGACGAUGACGAUGAUGGUGGUGGUGGAGUAAUCGUCAAAGAUGAUGAUGAUUUGGGAAUGUUAGACAGCCAAAUGUUAAAUUAA
Molecule: messenger RNA, 873 nt
Organism: Lathyrus sativus (Indian pea)
Lineage: Eukaryota; Viridiplantae; Streptophyta; Magnoliopsida; Fabales; Fabaceae
Source: the annotation of a GenBank genome assembly